CGCAAGUCUCUCACUUUAUCUGCGCCAUCGCCCAUAUUUCGCUCGUUUCCUGUGCUCUCUGACCCACGUCCGACGUAUCCAUGACCCUCAAAUUUUGACUCUUGGAGUUCACGCCUGCAGGUAUAAAAGGCGCGAGCUGUCUGGCGAUGUCUCCAGACUCAGACAGCCCCUCUCUGCCCCCUUCUUUUUGUCCCAUCACCUCCUCGAUAUAGCCAGUCAAUUAUGCCUGCCAGUCGCAUUCCGCUCAUCUACGGGACCAGCCGUAGCAUAGGUCUGCCAGGCUUUGGUGUCAUACCUGACCUCGACAGCGCCCAGAAAGUUAUUGACCUCUUUGCGGGUCAUGGGUAUACGCGCUAUGAUACUGCUAGACGCUAUUCUGGAGGGACCGCUGAAGAGGCGCUCUCGAAGCUCGACCUCCACGGCGGUCUCGUGGAUACGAAGUGCUUCCCCGCCCAGCCCGGUGACCACUCACCCGAGAAGCUGCGCGAGGCAGUCGAAACCUCCGCGCGCACCCUCGCGCCACACAAGAUCAACGUGUUCUACCUCCACUCGCCGGACAGGUCCGUUAAGUUCGAAGACACCUGCCGCGCGAUCAAUGAGUUGCAUAAGGAGGGAUACUUCACGGAAUUCGGCCUGAGCAACUUCUACUCGUGGGAGGUCUCCGAGAUCUACACCAUCUGCAAACUGAACGGCUGGCUUGUGCCCACCGUCUACCAGGGCGUAUAUAACGUCAUCGAGAGGACGAUCGAGCCUGAGCUCCUCCCGUGCUUGCGCGCCCAUGGCAUGAGAAUUCAUGUCUACAGCCCGCUUGCCGGCGGCCUCCUCACCGGCAAGUUCCACUCCGUCGAUCAGAUGCGCGGCGAGGACGCCAAGGGCUCCCGCUGGGACUCCAGCUCGGGCAACCCCUUCGUGGCCAAGCUGCAGGAGCGAUAUGCUCCCUUGGUCCCAAUUUUUGCGGAGUUGCAGGGCGUGCUGGAAAAGCAUAACAUAACCCUCACCGAGGCGGCGCUGCGGUGGUUGCAGCACCAUAGCCAGUUGACGCCGGAGGACAGGGUCAUCAUCGGUGCGAGCAAGCUGAUUCAGCUUGAGCAGUCGAUGGGCGCGAGCGAGAAGGGCCCUCUACCAGACGAAGUUGUCAAGCUUUUGGAAGACGCGCAUAAGAGCGUCGAUAGUCGGGUGGCGCAUUACGCGGCAUGGGCGUGAUGGAACGGUGGUGCAGUAAAAGAGACGUUUAUAUCUACAUCUACAAUAUAAAGGAGCAACAGCUGGGGCCGGCCCCCAUCAACCCA
Messenger RNA from Schizophyllum commune H4-8, 1289 nucleotides. Its product is annotated as Aldo/keto reductase. The transcript is spliced from 10 exons. NCBI's taxonomy places the organism in Eukaryota, Fungi, Basidiomycota, Agaricomycetes, Agaricales, Schizophyllaceae. The coding region runs from base 223 to 1203 and encodes 326 amino acids. The record is from RefSeq and is a predicted model, not a curated record.